This is a messenger RNA of Fraxinus pennsylvanica, 1350 nucleotides long. The record is from the annotation of a GenBank genome assembly. Lineage: Eukaryota; Viridiplantae; Streptophyta; Magnoliopsida; Lamiales; Oleaceae.
AUGAAUCCCCCAACUGUCAAAUUUGUAUCAGAAUGCUUUAUCAAACCCAAAUACAGUUCAGAAGAGUCGAAGAAACCUGUGUAUUUGGCACCAUGGGAUCUUAUGAUGCUGUCGGUGCAUUACAUCCAAAAGGGCCUUCUCUUUCCCAAGCCUCCAGGUUUUGAUGAAAAUUCACUUAAGGAUCUGCUGCAAAAGCUUAAAGAGUCACUCUCUCUCACUCUCGUCCAUUUCUUCCCAUUAGCUGGCCGCCUUGCGACUUUGCAGCAAGAUGAGCCUCCUCUUUACACCGUCUAUAUCGACUGUGUUCAUAGUCCUGGGGCCAGAUUUAUUCAGGCAUCGCUCGAUUUGAGCGUCUCUGAUAUUCUGUCACCAACUGAUGUUCCCCUUCUUGUUCAAUCGUUCUUUGAUCAUGACAGGGCAAUCAAUCAUGAUGGUCACACCUCGUCCUUGUUAACAAUUCAAGUGACAGAACUGAUUGAUGGCGUAUUCAUUGGAUGUUCAAUUAAUCAUGUGGUUACUGAUGGAACCUCUUUCUGGCAUUUUUUUAAUGCAUGGUCUGAGGUUUUCAAAGCAAAAGUUGAGAACAAUUUAACCAUUUCUAGGCCACCUAUUCACAAGCAUUGGUUUCCUGAAGGGCAUGGUCCAAUUCUCAAUCUCCCUUUUACUCAUCAAGAUCAAUUCACCAGUAGACACGAUGCUCCUCUAAUGAGGGAAAGAGUUUUCCACUUUUCUUCCGAGUCACUGGCAAAACUCAAGGGAAAAGCCAACUCUGAAUCCAAUAGCACCAAGAUUUCGACUCUUCAGGCAUUGUCUGCUCAUAUAUGGAGGUGUGUCACAAGGGCUCGGGGAUUUUUACCAGAUGAGAAAACCAACUGCAGAUUGGCUAUCAAUAACAGAACAAGGUUGAAUCCACCCUUACCUAACGACUACUUUGGAAAUUGCAUACAGACAGUGAAAGCAACCACCACAGCUGGAGAGUUGCUAGGGAACAGCCUAGGAUGGGCGGCUUGGCAGUUGCAGCAGGUCGUGAUCAACCAUACCGACAAGAAGGUACUUGACUGGGUUGAUUCCUGGAUCCAAACUCGCUUUAUAUAUCAGCUCGGGCAAUUCUUUGAUACUUCAAGCAUAAUGAUGGGGAGUUCACCAAGGUUUGAUAUGUACGGGAACGAAUUUGGACUGGGAAAAGCAUUGGCAAUUCGCAGUGGAUAUGCAAACAAAUUUGAUGGGAAAGUAUCAUUAUAUCCAGGAAUUGAAGGUGGGACAAGCAUGGACUUGGAGAUCUGCCUUCAACCACAUUUCAUGAAAGCUCUUGAAUCUGACCUAGAGUUUAUGGACACAGUAUGCUUCUAA